Messenger RNA from Didymodactylos carnosus, 654 nucleotides. NCBI's taxonomy places the organism in Eukaryota, Metazoa, Rotifera, Eurotatoria, Philodinida, Philodinidae. The record is from the annotation of a GenBank genome assembly.
AUGCCACACAAGGGGCAUUCAGGAGUGAAUCAACUUGGUGGUUUAUUCGUUAAUGGUCGACCUCUACCAGAUGGUACCAGACAGAAAAUUGUUGAAUUAGCUCAUCAGGGCAUGAGACCAUGUGACAUAUCCAGGUGUUUACAAGUAUCUAACGGAUGUGUAUCAAAAAUUCUCGCACGAUACUAUGAAACGGGUAGUAUUAAACCACGAGCUAUUGGUGGUUCAAAGCCACGUGUUGCUACACCCGAAGUUGUACAAAAAAUUGCUCAAUAUAAACGUGAAACACCUAGCAUAUUUGCAUGGGAAAUUCGAGAUCGUUUACUCGGUGAUCAAGUUUGUACACAAGACAAUAUUCCCAGUGUAUCAUCUAUCAAUCGAGUGCUUCGUAAUCUCGGUUCAAAAUCAAUAGAUCCAAUGAAUCAUGAAACAUAUUAUUCUGUGGACAGUAAACUUCACGUAUUACAUUCACAACCGUGGGGAUCAUCAUCAUUCUAUGUUCAUCCAGGAUCCGCAUCAACUCAACAUUUAUUACAUCAAUCAUAUUCGAAUAGCAGUGAUUCAAAUGACUAUAAACACAAUGAUAGACACUCACAAGAUCUAGGAGGUAUUUAUACAACUGAUAUAUAUUUCAUUUUCACAAGAAAAGAUCACUAG